Molecule: messenger RNA, 1844 nt
Organism: Aethalodelphis obliquidens (Pacific white-sided dolphin)
Lineage: Eukaryota; Metazoa; Chordata; Mammalia; Artiodactyla; Delphinidae
Gene: GPR6
Product: G protein-coupled receptor 6
Exons: 2
Coding region: 240-1331 (363 amino acids)
Biological process (GO): G protein-coupled receptor signaling pathway
Cellular component (GO): membrane
Molecular function (GO): G protein-coupled receptor activity
Source: RefSeq, a predicted model, not a curated record
AAUCUCCAGCGGGCGCGCUGCUCGUAACCGGCCUUUUCUUGUACUGACUGUGUCUCUGUAACUCUCAGCGGCGCCGGCACAGCUACCAGCGCCCUGCACUCCUCUGCGCGCCGUCCCGGCCACCUCCUUCAGGCGUCGGCUCUGUCCGCGCGGGCAGCGCAUCCUGGCGCCCAGCCACAGCGCUCAUGAUCAGCGAUUUCCUGAAGCCCUGACUCCCCAGGGUGUAGCUUCCCGCUGUGAUGAACGCGAGCUCAUCUUCGCUCAACGACUCCCAGGUGGUGGCAGUGGCGGCCGAGGGUGCGGCGGCAGCGGCCACCGCAGCAGGAGCGCGGGACACCGGUGAAUGGGGGCCCCCGGCAGCCGCAGCUGCGCUGGGGGGCAGCGGCGCAGCUAAUGCGUCGCUGGAGUUGUCUUCGCAGCUGCCAGGGGGGCCGACGGGGCUGCUGCUGUCUUCAGUGAAUCCAUGGGACGUACUGCUCUGCGUGUCUGGGACGGUGAUCGCAGGCGAAAAUGCGCUGGUGGUGGCGCUCAUCGCGUCCACACCUGCGCUGCGCACGCCCAUGUUCGUGCUGGUAGGCAGCCUGGCCACCGCCGACCUGCUGGCGGGCUGCGGUCUCAUUCUGCACUUCGUAUUCCAGUACGUGGUGCCCUCGGAGACUGUGAGCCUGCUUACUGUAGGCUUCCUCGUGGCCUCCUUCGCUGCCUCCGUCAGCAGCCUGCUGGCCAUUACGGUGGACCGCUACCUGUCCCUCUACAACGCGCUCACCUAUUACUCGCGACGGACCCUGUUGGGCGUGCACCUCCUUCUCGCUGCCACCUGGACGGUGUCCUUAGGCCUUGGGCUGCUGCCGGUGCUUGGCUGGAACUGCCUGGCAGAGCGCGCCGCCUGCAGCGUGGUGCGCCCGCUGACGCGCAGCCACGUGGCACUGCUCUCCGCCACCUUCUUUGCGGUCUUCGGCAUCAUGCUGCACCUUUACGUGCGCAUCUGCAAGGUGGUCUGGCGUCACGCGCACCAGAUCGCGCUGCAGCAGCACUGCCUGGCGCCGCCCCACCUUGCCGCCACCAGAAAGGGUGUGGGUACGCUGGCCGUGGUGCUGGGCACUUUCGGUGCCAGCUGGCUGCCCUUUGCCAUCUACUGCGUGGUAGGCAGCCAUGAGGACCCAGCUGUCUACACCUACGCCACCCUGCUGCCCGCCACCUACAACUCUAUGAUCAAUCCUAUCAUCUAUGCCUUCCGCAACCAGGAGAUCCAACGCGCCCUGUGGCUCUUGUUUUGUGGCUGUUUCCAGUCCAAAGUGCCCUUCCGCUCCAGGUCCCCCAGUGAGGUCUGAAGGCUCCCUCCAUCCUCUAACCAACACCACGCCCCCAACAAGCCAGCCUUUGGUGAGCUUCUCAGUGCCUGCUGAUGGACUCUGAGAUCCCAUACUGUGACUCUGACUUUGGAAAGAGAUAAUAAACAUAAGCACAACAAACUCACAAGGACAAAGAGGCUUGUUGGAACUUUACAUAUACAGUGUAUACAUGUGUACAUAUAUAUACAAAUAUUUGUAUCUUCUGGAGGUGUUCAGGAUGUGGAAUUUCCUGUUCUGUGAAAAAACUAACAAAAAGGCGGUUGUAUACUCAAAUUGUACAUCACACUUGUCAAAUGAAGACAUUCCAAUACUGCUUAAUUAUGGCACUUUAUUUUUAGCUGCUGAACUGCCAAAACAGUGUUGCCAUUUUCAAGGGCAGGGGAAGGGGGGUAAAAGUGUAUUUUUGUUGUAUGUGAUAGACUAUUUUGCUGCAUAUGCAUCAGUAAAUUACAACAUAUUUUGUACACAAAUAAACACAUUAUAAAAAUGUAA